This is a messenger RNA of Dromiciops gliroides (monito del monte), 799 nucleotides long. It is a transcript of the gene UCMA, whose product is annotated as upper zone of growth plate and cartilage matrix associated. The transcript is spliced from 5 exons. The coding region runs from base 81 to 497 and encodes 138 amino acids. The record is from RefSeq and is a predicted model, not a curated record. Gene Ontology annotation, cellular component: extracellular matrix. Gene Ontology annotation, biological process: embryonic skeletal system development; regulation of osteoblast differentiation. NCBI's taxonomy places the organism in Eukaryota, Metazoa, Chordata, Mammalia, Microbiotheria, Microbiotheriidae.
GGAAGAACCUGAAUCUGAAUCUCCAAAAUUUGCUUCCUCUUCUCUGUUAUUCCAAGGAGUAAUCUUGAAGCUCAGCAAAGAUGAUUUGGAAGCAGAUCCUUUUCCUCUCCUGCCUCACCGCAUUUGUGCUUUUAGCAAUUCUUGAGGCUGGGGAAGGUGCUGCUGUGGGCUCCAAGCAAACAGUUGGAGAAGAGGACAACAAAAAUUUGAAGAAGAAGAUCUUCCUCCAGGAGUCAGAUGCUUCGAAUUUCUUCAAGAAGCGAGGCAAGAGAUCCAUCAAAUCCCGGGAUGAGCUGAACGCAGAGAACAGGCAACAGCUGCGAGCAGAUGAGCAUCGACGGGAGUAUUAUGAGGAGCAAAGGAAUGAGUUUGAGAACUUUGUGGAGGAGCAGAAUGAUGAACAAGAAGAGCGAAGCCGGGAGCAGAUUGAACAAUGGCGUCAGUGGCACUAUGACGGUCUUUACCCACCAUACCUCUAUAACCGCCAUCGCAUCUAACCUCAAGCUGGGAGACCUGUCAAGUUUGAAAGAACAUUUAUAAAUGUUGGCUAUACAGACACACACACAUUAACACACAUAUACACGCAUGCACACACACACACACACACACACACAAUUGGGACACACUGGUUGAGAGAUCUUGACAGUUAGGAGCCUUACAAAUAUCAUCAUGAUGUCCACCGUCACCCAAGCCCCUCUGGUUGGUUGGUUAGGAAGGCCAGGGCUUUUGCUUCUUUAUUUUCAGAUGCUUACUUUUUUGUGUGUCCUGGAGAGUUCAGAAGCCAGAGUAACCUAAUAUA